Molecule: messenger RNA, 790 nt
Organism: Eutrema salsugineum
Lineage: Eukaryota; Viridiplantae; Streptophyta; Magnoliopsida; Brassicales; Brassicaceae
Product: outer envelope pore protein 24B, chloroplastic
Exons: 3
Coding region: 63-701 (212 amino acids)
Biological process (GO): regulation of monoatomic ion transmembrane transport
Molecular function (GO): voltage-gated monoatomic cation channel activity
Source: RefSeq, a predicted model, not a curated record
UCUCUUAACCAUCUCUCUCUCACCAAACUCUCUCUCUCUACAUUGUGUCAAACGGCGAAACGAUGAAGGCUUCUCUCAAAGGCAAGUACGAUGCCGAGAAAUCCACCGGAGUUGGUUCCCUUGCCUUCAACGCCGGCGACCUUAAGCUACGCGCCACCAUGACCGAUGCUACUCUCGUCUCUGGCCCUACCUUAAACGGCCUCUCUCUCUCCGUCGAGAAGCCUGGUUUCUUCAUCUUCGACUAUAACGUCCCUAAGAAAGAUUUUAGGUUUCAGUUCAUGAACUCAGUAAGGAUUGGUGAGAAACCAUUGAAUCUGACUUACAUUCAUAGCAGAGGAGAUAACAGGACGAUCCUCGAUGGGAGCCUUUUGAUUGACUCUGCAAACAAACUCUCUGCUAAUUACAUGGUUGGCACGAACAACUGUAAGCUUAAGUAUACUUAUAACCAUGGAGGUAUAGCUACGUUCGAGCCGUGCUACGAUUUGGCGAAAAACACUUGGGAUUUCGCGGUUUCUAGGAGAGUUUAUGGCGGCGAUGUUGUCAAGGCAACUUAUCAGACAUCUAGUAAGUUGCUUGGUAUGGAAUGGUCAAGGAACUCGAAAUCUACUGGAUCUAUCAAGGUAUGUGUGUCUGUGAAUCUUGCAGAGGAAGUAAAAACGCCGAAAUUAACUGCGGAGUCAACUUGGAACCUUGAAAUUUAAUUUUCACUUUUUUAACAAAGUCUCGAUUUCAAUCGUUUAAGUGUUGCAACCGAUUUGACUAUGCGUCUAUAUUACAUGCAAUUUGACUA